Saprolegnia parasitica CBS 223.65 is the source of this 282-nucleotide messenger RNA. RefSeq lists its product as hypothetical. The transcript has a single exon. The record is from RefSeq and is a predicted model, not a curated record. The annotation marks the transcript as partial. Lineage: Eukaryota; Oomycota; Saprolegniomycetes; Saprolegniales; Saprolegniaceae.
AUGACCGCGACCAUGGCGCUGCAUGCACUCCUGGACGACAAGCAUCGAUGGGCGUGGAAGAUCAUCGGACUCUGCCUGCUCUUGGGCAUCGCCGGACAGCUCGUCCCGAGCUACCUGCUGCGCGAGUCGCCGGGCGAGCGCCGGACGAACCUCGCGGUCGCGCAGGCCGAGCUCCACCGCAAGAGCGACCUCGUCCGCGCCAAGUACGUGGCGCUGCAGGAGGAGCUCGACGUCUUCCAGACCUCGAUCAGCGACGUGCUCAAGGCCAUGGCCUGGCGAAAG